UCUCUUUAUAAAGGAUCAGCGAUCAGAUUCGGCACCAUGCGAGUUCGAUCAGUCAUGUCGAAGCUCACGAUCUUCCUGCUGCUUUUGUUCUGCCUGCAGAAGCAGCAGCUGCAAUCCCAAUCCCAGGAGAUCAUCUGCGCCGGCGAGGUCGCCGGAGGACCCUUCUCCGGCGGCCGGAGCUAUUCCUCCUGCAUCCCCCUUCCCUACCUCGAUGCCAUUCUGUUCUGGACCUACUACCCUUCCAGCGCCGCCCUCGACGUCGCCUACCGCGCGCGGCAGUCGCCUGCCGGCUGGGUCGCCUGGGCCAUCAACCCCACCGGCCGCGGCAUGGUCGGGGCCAACGCCUUCCUCGCCUUCCCUGACGCCGCCACCGGCGCCGCCACCGUGAUUACCACCCAGCUCCCGAGGCACAACCUCCAGCCGAGCGACAUCAGGGACGAGGCGCUGACCUUCGCCGUGUAUGUCCGGGAGGCGGAGUACUCCGCCGACGGCGGGUAUUACACCAUCUACGCGACGGUGGAGCUGCCGGGGAACAGGACGACUCAGAACACGGUAUGGCAGGCGUCGACGACGUUCGCCGGCGGACUGCCUUUCAACCACCCGUUCGAUCGCGACCACUUGUCGUCCUUCGCGAGUCUGGAUUUCCUCACCGGCGAGUUGGCGUGAUCGGUUCAUCGUUAAAUGGAGAUUAAUUAUGAAUUUAGAGCUUCCAAUUCUUUGAUUCAAAGGAUGGCAAGCGUAAAUAAAUCUAUUUUAUAUUUUCUUAAAUACUGAUGUUUAAAUGAAAUAAAAAGAUUGGUUGAUCUUAAA
Messenger RNA from Zingiber officinale, 810 nucleotides. RefSeq names its product cytochrome b561 and DOMON domain-containing protein At5g48750-like. The transcript has a single exon. Bases 37 to 666 code for a protein of 209 amino acids. Lineage: Eukaryota; Viridiplantae; Streptophyta; Magnoliopsida; Zingiberales; Zingiberaceae. The record is from RefSeq and is a predicted model, not a curated record.